Messenger RNA from Mesitornis unicolor (brown roatelo), 2027 nucleotides. RefSeq names its product ankyrin repeat and zinc finger domain containing 1 (gene ANKZF1). The record is from RefSeq and is a predicted model, not a curated record. Lineage: Eukaryota; Metazoa; Chordata; Aves; Mesitornithiformes; Mesitornithidae. The annotation marks the transcript as partial. The transcript has 14 exons. Gene Ontology annotation, molecular function: protein binding.
AGGAACCCACGGAUGCCAGCAGCGAGAAGUCCCUGGGCGUCCCCGAGGUGCCGGAGCGGAUGUGCUGCUCGACCUGUGGAGAGGUGUUCAGUAGCCGGGAGGAGCAGACUGAGCAUUACCGUCUCGACUGGCACCGCUUCAACCUGAAGCAGCGACUCCUGGGGCGCCAGACGCUGCCAGUAGAAGUCUUUGAGGAGAAGACCCGUGCAGGUGAUGUUUCCAGCAUUUCAGGAUCUGAUUCAGAUAGCUCUGAUAUCAGCAGUGAGUUGGACUUGUUGCCCUCUGCCAGCGAUGGCCCCAAGACCCUCCUGGUGCCCCGGUCCCACAAGGUGCUGCUCCGCAAUGCAAACGGCCAGCUAAUCUCUGCCUACCGCUGUGUGCUGGGCACUGGGAAGGGUGGCAGCGAGGAGCCAGCGGAGCUGAUGGCGUCACUGCAGCGCCUUGGUGCAAGCACCUGCUGGGUUGUGCUGAUGAUGGGCGGCGGGCACUUUGCAGGAGCUGUGUUCCGGGGUCCCCAGGUGCAAGAGCACAAGACUUUCCACCGCUACACGGUGCGAGCCCGGCGAGGCACAGCACAGGGCCUGCGGGACGCCCAGAGCCCAGGGUCAGCACCUCGGUCAGCCGGAGCCUCCCUGCGGCGUUACAACGAGGCUGCACUGCUGAAGGAUAUUCAGAACCUGCUGACAGCCUGGGCACAGCACCUGAAUGAAGCUCAGCGCAUCUUCCUCCGAGCCCCUCGUCACAACCGUGCACUGCUCUUCAGUGGCAGGAACCCACCCCUUAACGGAGGCGACCCUCGCAUCUGCCACAUUCCCCUCAGCACCCACAGGGCCACCCUGCGAGAGGUCCUGCGAGUCCACGCCACGCUGGCCAGCCUGCAGGUGUAUGGGAAAGACACGCCACUGGAGGACAUCACUGGGUCACCACAGAAGGGCUGGCAAAAGAGGUGUCAGAAAGCAGAGAUGGAUCCACCGCAGGAGGACGCAAGUGCCCCUGUCUUAUCACCCUCCUCAGCCCCUGAGGAGGAAGAGGAGGAGGAAAGCCCUGCAGGGGAACUGGAGACUGUGGAAGUUACACUGGGGACCUUGGACCUUCGGGAGUUUGAAGUGAUGCCCAAGCGACACCAUAAAAGGAGGAAAAAGAGGGACAAGAAGGUGGAGAAAGGGCCCCAUGCUGAAGAUUCAGGAUGCCGAGGUACCCAGUGCGGGCAGCCCAGCCUGGAGCUGGUGACAGAGCUGCAGGGGGAGGCUGGGGCUGAGCCCCUUCCCUGGGGCGAUGGAGGAGACCCUCAGACCCGGCUCCGUGAUGCCCUGUUCACUACCUGCAAAAUGGGGGAUGUGGGGACGCUGCGGUACCUCCUGGAUGUGCCAGAGAGUGGGGGCCUGCUGGGGGACCGUGAGGAUGGGGAGAGCACACAGUCCCUGGAUACGCCUCGCUCCCUGCUCAACCAGCCCAUGGAUGAGCACGGCUGCACCCUGCUCCAUGUGGCAGCACGUGCUGGGAAGGCUGAGGCUGUGUGGCUGCUGCUGGAAGCAGGGGCAGAUCCUGCCCUCAGGGACAGGCAGGACAGGACCCCUUACUGCCUCUCUGCUGACAAACCGACCCGCAACACCUUCCGCAAGUUCAUGGUGGACCAUCCAGACAAGUACGAUUACAGCCGUGCUAAGGUGCCAGGGCCCCUCACGCAGGAGAUGGAGGCCAAGAAGCUGGAGAAGAAGCGGGCUCAGAAAGCCCAGCGGAAGCAGCGGGAGCAGGCACAACGGGAGGAGCGGCAGCGCUGGCAGCAGGAGCAGGAAGAGAAGCAGCGGUUUGCAGCCCUGUCCGACAGGGAGAAGAGGGCCCUGGCUGCCGAGCGGAGGUUGGCUGCGCAGCUGCAGGACACCAGCACAACUCCUGGCAACAUCAGCCGCUGCUGGCAUUGUGGAGAGUCCCUGCUGGGCCGGAUCCCUUUCCAUUACCUUGACUUCUCCUUCUGCUCCACGGCCUGCCUGCAAACCCACCGCCGGGCCCAGGCUGGCCACACAUAA